AUGAUUACAGAAAUUCUACGAGUUUUCGAAAAUAUUAAUGAACGUUUAUACCUUGAAUGGGAAAAGGAACGCCGAAAUGAAUUACAGUGUCAAGUGUCAUCAUGGAAUGAAAGAAGAAAACGGAAUGACAUCGGAAGUGAGAAGGUACACGAUAAUUUUUUAAAUAAAAACGAGGAUCUUCAAUGUAUUGAAUUUGCCUUAACGAAGGAGCGCCGAAGCAAUUUGGUGUGCUUGUUAUGGUGUCAUUGUUACCACACUAUUUGCAUAGAAAACCCCAAAACCCCAAGUUCUCAGCGAUCUGGAUGGACUGCUAGUCAGCUUAGGCUUAUUAAGCUUGUGACAAUAAGCUCAUGGCACUACCGCUCAUAUGGCAUACGACUUCGAAUAGAUCGGUCCAUGUCUUUCCGUGGACAAAAGGUUGCAUGCGGCACGAUGCAACAUUUCUGUCAAAUUCUCAUGUACGAGUUCAAAUCCGGACGCGGUUCGGCCAAAAGUGCCCGAGAUUUCGGUGCUGUUCAGGGCAAGUGA
Necator americanus (New World hookworm) is the source of this 528-nucleotide messenger RNA. RefSeq lists its product as uncharacterized. The coding region runs from base 1 to 528 and encodes 175 amino acids. The transcript has 7 exons. The record is from RefSeq and is a predicted model, not a curated record. NCBI's taxonomy places the organism in Eukaryota, Metazoa, Nematoda, Chromadorea, Rhabditida, Ancylostomatidae.